Messenger RNA from Medicago truncatula (barrel medic), 771 nucleotides. RefSeq names its product NDR1/HIN1-like protein 13. The transcript has a single exon. The coding region runs from base 1 to 771 and encodes 256 amino acids. The record is from RefSeq and is a predicted model, not a curated record. NCBI's taxonomy places the organism in Eukaryota, Viridiplantae, Streptophyta, Magnoliopsida, Fabales, Fabaceae. Gene Ontology annotation, cellular component: plasma membrane. Gene Ontology annotation, biological process: defense response to other organism.
AUGGAGGAGCGGGCCUCACCGCCACCACCUCCUCCUCCGCAUGAUUCUAAUUCUAAACCUCAAUUACCUAACAUUAACCGCAACACCUUCGUUGUCCAAGUCCCUAAGGACCAAAUCUACCGCGUUCCACCACCUGAAAAUGCGCGCCUUGCUGAGCAACGUCGAAGCUCUCCACCAAAGGAGAAAAAUCGGAUGUGUUGUUGGUGUUUUGUGUUGAUUUUCUUCAUAGCGGUUGUAAUAUUGAUUGGAGUUGUUUUGGGUAGCCUUUUUUCAAUGGUUCGUACGCCAAAGGACCCAAAAUUUUCUAUCCAACGGUUUCUUUUACAUACCAAACCCCACACACAAUACAAAAUCACAUUACAAGCCCAAAAUCCAAAUUCAAAUGUGGACAUUUUGUAUAAAGGAGGUGAUAUUUCCCUCUCUUUAAAAAGACAAAAAAUUGCUUCAGGUGCUUAUCCAACUUUCUCUCUAUCCAAUCAAAAUUCAACCAUGUUUGACGUAACUUUAAAAGGUUCAACAACCAAAUUGCCUAAGGAGGUGGAAGAAAGCGUGAAGAAUGAACAAAGGAAAGUGCAAAUUACAUUUGCCUUAUUAAUUCAUCUCCAAGCCCAAAUGAAAAUGGGAUUGUUGCAUAGUGGAUCAAUGAAAUACGAAGUUUCAUGCCAAGUAACGGUGGAUACAUUGGCAAGAAUCAAUCGUCAAGUAACGGUGGAUACAAUGGCAAAAAACAAUCGUGUAGUUUCUCAACAAUGUCAAACUAAACGACACUAG